UACGAUUCGAGAUCCCCUUGACGCAUCUCAUAUUACCUAGCACAAGCCAUGCGUUUCUCAUUCCUCCUCGCCGUCGUUACUGCUUUGACAACAUCUAUGUCCGUCAAUGCAUGCAUCACUGAAUACGGGGUUUGCGGCCCCAAGAACCCCUCCAGUUGCUGCAAAGGUCUUACUUGUAAGCUAGGUGUGAGUAUGAGUCGUUCGCUCUGCAUCCGGGACUCCUUCAACCCCAUGACUGACCCCUUGUGCCUUGUACUGGCAAUAGAUUUACGGGGACAUCGAGUACUGUCAUUAACGCUCUCCCAAUGAGCUUGGAAGACUAAACAUGUCGCGACAUUCAUCAAUAGGCUUAUGUACACAUUUCCCUGCUGCCUCGACCAGACUUUUGAAUAACAUUAGAAAACCUUCCGCAUGAACUCUAUGGCAUUGAUAAAAUAUACCCUUGUUCCUCGACU
Suillus paluster is the source of this 455-nucleotide messenger RNA. RefSeq lists its product as uncharacterized. NCBI's taxonomy places the organism in Eukaryota, Fungi, Basidiomycota, Agaricomycetes, Boletales, Suillaceae. The transcript is spliced from 2 exons. The record is from RefSeq and is a predicted model, not a curated record. Bases 49 to 309 code for a protein of 86 amino acids.